This is a messenger RNA of Leptopilina boulardi, 2414 nucleotides long. RefSeq lists its product as uncharacterized. The record is from RefSeq and is a predicted model, not a curated record. Lineage: Eukaryota; Metazoa; Arthropoda; Insecta; Hymenoptera; Figitidae. Bases 580 to 1185 code for a protein of 201 amino acids. The transcript has 4 exons.
AAAAGCACAAGUAUUUUUAUCCCUUAAAUUGUAAACGGCAUAAAGAACGCCAAUGAUUGUUGGCGUAGUUAAUACAAGAGGUAAUGCAAAUCCAAAUCUGUGCAUUAAAGUUUUACACGCAAAUUUACCUGAAAUGGAAAAAUUUAUACCGCAACACGUGACGCUCCUGAUAUAUUUGACAUUUGAAUGUAGUCUGCUAGAAAUGAGGUUAACUUGUUUGUAGUAGAGUUAGCAUAUUUUUUCACUCUUAUCAUUCUCUAAUCACCAAUUAAUUUGUUUUUGUUCAUCAUUUAUUCUUCAUGUGUUCAGUUUAAAUCAUAUAGUACGUCAAUAAACAUCAAUGGCUGAUAAAUUUUUGAUAUAAAAUCAUUUAAACAAAUAAACGCACCUUCACUGUAUUUUUUUGAUUUUUCUGUUAUUUUUAUUUAAAAAAAAAAAAAAAAAACUAGUAAAUAACACUUUACAAUUUAAAACAAGAAUAAAUAAUUGCAAAUAAUUUAAUAGAAUGAAAGAAAAGAGAAAAAAAUUUAAAUAGAUGCUUAUCUAAUCUUUAAUAAUAAAGGUCUCAAUAAAAAAAUCAUGGCCAAUCCAUGCAGUGUAGUUGCACACUUGGUGAAAUUAAUUGUGACAAUAGCGUGCAUGAAAUUCUUUAAAGAUGGAUUUUUAUUCAAAGCAAUUGAUCACGCUUGGGCUGUGAGGGCCUUACAAAUUCUUCUUACUCACUCCGCUUUGGGAAUUAUUAGAUUUGGAACUUCAAGUACCACUAAAAGAUUUCGUAACUUUUACGACUGGUUUUCUGUUCUUGUGGAAAUAGCGCCGUUUGCUUUUUUUACAACGGAAAUUCUUUUAGAAUACAAAAUUUUAGAGGAAGGAAGAUUACUUCUUUUAUCAUUAGGACUUCUUCCAAUGAUUUAUGAACCAACAUCAACAACACGAGAUCGUUCAAAAUAUCGAUUUUAUACAGACAUUAUUUUUGCUCUUCAAGCAUUAAUAAUGACAAUUGUUUGUUUAAAUAAUGGAAAUUUUGCAAUUUUAAGUCUCGCCACAUCCUAUAUUGUCGCUCGAUUAAUUUCUGAAGAUUUUUGUGAUCGAUUCGAAGUUCCUUAUAUUGAUCUUUCACAAUAUAGCCUAUGCUUUGUUGAAAUUUUUGCAAUUGCGACAUUUAAAGAAACUUUAACACAUUAAUAAUUAUAUUUAUACACAAUUUUUUUUUUUUUUUAUACAUUUAACACUUUUUUGUGCCUAAAUAAUAGUUUUCAUGAGAUUUCUAAAGAAGGGGUACAAAUUAUAUAAAAAUAUAUAUAUACACAAUGUAAUAUAUAUAUAUAUAUAUAUAUAUAUAUAUAUAUAUAUAUAUAUAUAUAUAAAGAAAACGUUGAGCGGGUACAAUUAUUAUACUUUUUGCCUCUUUGUAAUCAAAAUGGUCAUAAAACACAUAAAAAUUGAAGUUUCUUAAAAGGCCUUCAGAAAAAAUAUUCUAUUGAUAACAAUAUUAAACAAUAAUGAAUGAUAAAUUAUAUCAACUAAUAUAAUAUUUAACAAUAUUUAAAUGUUUCAUUAAGGCUUUCAAAUUUUACGCAAGUUCGAUCAUAUAUAUUUAUAUUAUAUAUAAAUAUUUUACAUAUUUCUUUCUUCUAUAUACUUUAAUGAUAUUUAUCAAUGAUAAACAUUAUUUUACUGAUUUCUAUAUUGGAAUUUUUUUUAUUAAAUAAUUAAUAUUUUAACCUGUUCUCAAAUUCUCUUGAAAUUUUUUAUACAUUUUGUCGAAUAUUAAAAAAAAAGUUAAAAUUAUUAUUUAUUUGUCGUAAUUAAAAAUGACAAAAAAGUAAUAAUUAAGAACGUAAAUAAAAUAAUAACAAUAAUAGUAAUAUAAAAUUUCUUACGAAUAAAUAAAAAUGAUAAUAAAUAGAGUAAUUAAGAAAUUUGUGAAUGGGUUAAUUAUUAAAGUGAUUAGAAUUUUGUACUUAUAUAUAAAACUUAAAUAAUUUGAAAUAUUGUAAAAAUUAUUAAAAGAAAAACUGUACUUUCGUACUGAUGAAAAAGUUUAGAACUGAUUAUAACAGUUUGAAAAUUAGUUUCGAUAUAAAUGUAGGAUUUGUGCCAAAUGAUGGGUACAGCUUUAGGUGAAGGAUUUCUUUUUUUAAGAGAAAAAAAGAAAAAAAAAAAGGUCGCACAAUUAUUGCCCAAAAUGAAAUCAAGUGAUGAAAUCGAUAAGUGAUAUAAUAAAACUGUUUAUAUUCUCUUUCAAAAGUACGAAAGUGUAUACAGUAAAUAUUAUAAUAUAAUUAUAAUAUAUAUAAUAUGUUGAAUUAUUUACAAUGAACUAACAAUGAUUAUUAUAUAUCAACCAAUGUUCGAUCGAUAUUUAUAUUAAUACUUUUAUAUUGAUAAUAAAAAUCUUUUUUCUCUUGAAA